AGAGCUCCAUGCACGUGCACAGGUGGGACAUGUGUGCAUGCAGCCCUGCACAUGUGCACACAUGGGACAUGGAUUUACACAGCUCCACGCGUGUGUGCACGGGUGGGAUGUGUGUGCACACCGUGCAGCCCCAUGUGACGGACAGGCUCCCUGGGCGCUAGCGCUGCUCCCACUCGUGGCAGAGCAGAGCACGUGGGGGCGCCCGGGGCGCCGCUGACCCCCCCGCAGCACCAUGAACACGGCGCAGGGCACCGUGGGCAGCGACCCCGUGAUCCUGGCCACCGCCGGCUACGACCACACCGUGCGCUUCUGGCAGGCGCACAGCGGCAUCUGCACCCGCACCGUGCAGCACCAGGACUCCCAGGUGAACGCGCUGGAGAUCACGCCGGACCGCAGCAUGAUCGCGGCGGCGGGCUACCAGCACAUCCGCAUGUACGACCUCAACUCCAACAACCCCAACCCCGUCAUCAACUACGACGGCGUGAGCAAGAACAUCACCUCGGUGGGCUUCCACGAGGACGGCCGCUGGAUGUACACGGGCGGCGAGGACUGCAUGGCCCGCAUCUGGGACCUCAGGUCCCGUAACCUGCAGUGCCAGCGCAUCUUCCAGGUGAACGCUCCCAUCAACUGCGUCUGUCUGCACCCCAACCAGGCCGAGCUCAUCGUGGGCGACCAGAGCGGCGCCAUUCACAUCUGGGACCUCAAGACCGACCACAACGAGCAGCUGAUCCCGGAGCCCGAGGUCUCCGUGAACGCGGUUCACAUCGACCCCGAUGCCAGCUACAUGGCGGCCGUCAACAGCUCGGGCAACUGCUACGUGUGGAACCUGACGGGCGGCAUCGGCGAGGAGGUGACCCAGCUCAUCCCCAAGACCAAGAUCCCGGCGCACAACCGCUACGCGCUGCAGUGCAAGUUCAGCCCCGACUCCACGCUCUUGGCUACAUGCUCUGCCGAUCAGACCUGCAAGAUCUGGAGGACCUCAAACUUCUCCCUGAUGACAGAGCUGAGCAUCAAGAGCAACAACCCCGGGGAGACGUCCCGGGGCUGGAUGUGGGACUGCGCCUUUUCCGGGGACUCGCAGUACAUCGUCACGGCUUCCUCGGAUAACCUGGCCAGGCUUUGGUGCGUGGAGACGGGGGAGAUCAAGCGGGAAUACAGCGGCCACCAGAAGGCGGUUGUCUGCCUGGCGUUCAACGACAGCGUGCUGGGCUAGCGGCCGCGGGAGGGACGAGCGCCUGCUCGCAUCCCCUCCCCGCGCCGACCGGCCCCCUCCUGCCGACGGGGACACCUCGAGCCCAGCGGGAGCAGCCGCCUGCGCCUGGAGCCAGCCCAGCUCAGCUCGUAGCUCCGAGCUCGCAGCCGGGACGUGUCGGACCUCCGAGGGGCUCCACGUGGACUAAAGAGAAGGGCUGGGGGGCCAGUGCCCAUCCCCGGGCACAGCUUCACCCUGUCCUUGUACCGCACGGGGAAACAUCAGCUUUCUUGCACGGCGCAGGGGCCGAACCGGGAAAGAGCAAGGGCAGCCGGGCUCUUGUUUUGCAAUCCCUUUAUUCAGAGCGCGGGUCAGGGACUGGCUCCGGGUUCGGUCGGCAGCCCCGGGCGGCCGCUAAGCUCGCGUGGCCGGAGCCCCGGCUGCC
Molecule: messenger RNA, 1637 nt
Organism: Nothoprocta perdicaria
Lineage: Eukaryota; Metazoa; Chordata; Aves; Tinamiformes; Tinamidae
Gene: MLST8
Product: MTOR associated protein, LST8 homolog
Exons: 8
Coding region: 233-1213 (326 amino acids)
Biological process (GO): regulation of actin cytoskeleton organization; TOR signaling
Cellular component (GO): TORC2 complex; TORC1 complex
Molecular function (GO): protein binding
Source: RefSeq, a predicted model, not a curated record